Molecule: messenger RNA, 1952 nt
Organism: Drosophila grimshawi
Lineage: Eukaryota; Metazoa; Arthropoda; Insecta; Diptera; Drosophilidae
Product: beta-1,3-galactosyltransferase 1
Exons: 2
Coding region: 246-1634 (462 amino acids)
Cellular component (GO): membrane
Molecular function (GO): hexosyltransferase activity
Source: RefSeq, a predicted model, not a curated record
ACGCUGACGGCUUGCAUGUGCACAAGUACAUUUGUAAUGGCUCUGUUUACGCAUAUAAUCUAAUCUAGGGCUACAGUUAUCAGCUAGUUAUCAUACCUGUGGAGUUUAUUGAUUGAUUGAUAUUUGACGUUUAGGUGACAUUAUGCUUGUACUUAAAACCGUUUGGAUCGGGUGGAAGGCCUAUUGACAACGGCUCGAGACUUGCACGAUAGUCACCACAGUUUAUCUCGGGCAAGGCAUAUAACAUGGUGCAUUUGGCGCCUGAUUUGGUGGAACAGGAGGAGCAGAGUUCACUGCUAGCCGAACCUAGCGCCGGCAUAGGUAGCCAAGCAGGUUCCGAUGACGACGAACCGGCAAAGCACAAACUGCAUGUAACAAAAAGCAGCCAGAGGCGACGACAACGUAAACGCUUCCUACUGCCCAGAAGCUUGAGGCGAUAUGGCACCUACAUACUGUUUUCCAUUGUGUUUAUUCUACUGAUGUACACUUACCUGCCCAACAUGAAUGCCCAAAAGCGACAUGUGUCUUUGUCGGACUGGUCGUCCAAUACGUCGCUCGACAUCAAGGACUACAUACAGGUCCAGCAGGAUACGGCACUGAUAAUGCCCCGUGACUUUUGUCGCAACAAAACGUUUCUGAUAAUUGCCGUCUGCACAGGUUUGAAUAAUUUUGUGGAACGACAGACAAUACGCGAGACGUGGGGCAAUACUUCGGAAUUCAAUUAUGCUGUUUUUGCCCGCUUGCAUAGCCAUUUGAAGGGUCAUUACCUACCGCCAACACCCACCCGCUUGCAGCUCUAUGGCGACUACCUAAGCGGCGCGGGUGACACAUUAAUGGUCAGCGUUCGCAUUGUGUUCAUUGUGGGCCGCAGCAGCUAUGAAGAACAUCUGGGCAACGAAACGCAGCUGCGUCUGCACAACGAAGCUGAACUGUACAAUGAUAUUAUUCAAGAGAAUUUCAUUGACUCGUACAAUAAUUUGACGCUCAAAUCCGUUAUGGCCCUGAAGCAUAUAAGUAGAAGUUGUGCCAAAACAUGUGCCUACUUUCUGAAAUGCGACGACGAUACGUUUGUCAAUGUACCAAACCUGUUGCACUUCCUGCUUGGCGGCACUGUGCCCCUGUAUAACGACACACUCGACUAUCACGAUCGUAGUUCGGUUCUGGUCAUGUCGCAGAAGAAUCGUCUCAAUGCCACCAGCGGCGUUAUGCGCGGCCAUCAGUUCUGUAAUGUGGUGCCUGUGAGUGAUGUGACCAGUAAAUGGUAUAUGCCCUUUUACAUGUUCCAAGGUGAGGCAUAUCCAAAAUAUCUGUCCGGUGCAGGCUACAUAAUGUCCAUCGAUGUUGUGGAGCGACUCUUUGAGGCGGCAUUGAAUACAACGCUUGUUUAUCUUGAGGAUGUCUACAUCACAGGAAUCUGUGCCAACCAUGCCAACAUCAAGCUGCAACAUUCUGCGCUGUUUAGUUUCUCCCGAUCCCGACAUUUGUGUGCCUUUAAGGGCAGCAUAAUACAGCAUCAGGUGAAGGAGGAGAACAUGUCGGAGGCGUGGCGUUACGUAUCGAAUUACAGCAUUCAGUGCCCACCACCGGGAAAAUACUUUCAUCAUAUGCGAUUGCGAAAAAUUAAUUAUUGUUAGAAAAAGUGCUGUGAGUCUGCUGUAAGUAUCUUGAAAAUUGGCUUCCGUGGUGGCCUAGAAUUUAAACUAGUUCUAUACAUAGUAGCAAUUACAAAAUUCGAAAUUUAUCUUCAUCCAAAGACUUGUUCCUGAGUUUACUCAAAUUAUAUUUUUCAAGUGCUGACAUUUUACGAAAUUUGCCUUUGUUUCAUGGACAGUAUUUUAUCGAAGUGAAAGAAAUUAUAAUAUAAAUCAGAUGUAGAUAUUUUUACUCACCUUUUUAGGUGUGCCGUUUAAAUUGUAUGUUUUAUCAAAUAUUCAAUUUUGUUCAUAUUGUUG